Mytilus californianus (California mussel) is the source of this 4067-nucleotide messenger RNA. RefSeq lists its product as uncharacterized. Bases 70 to 2304 code for a protein of 744 amino acids. Gene Ontology annotation, molecular function: calcium ion binding. The transcript has 21 exons. The record is from RefSeq and is a predicted model, not a curated record. Lineage: Eukaryota; Metazoa; Mollusca; Bivalvia; Mytilida; Mytilidae.
UAAGAAAAUUAUCUUUACAUUUGGAUUUUCCGUAUAGAUAUUUAAAUCGAUUCGGGAUAUAAUUUUGAUAUGGAAUUGAUACAACCGGCUAACACAUUCGUUGAAAACGUAACAACGAACAAUGUUUUAAAGAAGAAUGCUCCGCUUAAGCCACUUCCUGCUAAGGCAAAAGUUGAUAAAUCUGGAUGGUUGUGUUCUCAUGGACCUCAACAUAGUCCAAAAUAUGGAAUAAGACGAAAAUUAUGGAAAGGACCAUCUCCGAUGAAUCUCAGGGAUGCUUCCGUCAGUGAUUCGCCAUCAACAGGAACAACGUCUCGUUCGACUGUUAUUACCGUCAGAGGCACAAGUGUUACUCCUUGGAAAACCAAUAUUACAGACAUUUGUAAGGCAUAUGAAACACCAUCACCUAUGAAGCCAUCUAGAUUUGAGGAUGUUCAGUUGCCACCUGUUUCUUUAUCGGCUCCCUUACUAUCGGUUUCACGGAUGGCAAACAUCAACCCCAAGUAUCGGCAAAUGUCCUACACUAGUACUGGGCGCCCGAGAGAAUCCGAUGAUGUAGACUACAAUGUUAACCCAGACCCCGUACCUUACCAACCUCAGAAUUUUAUGCGUCCAUAUAGCUAUCAUGGUUUGGACUCUGAGUCUUCGACUUUACUGAAAAAAGUAACAGUACCAAAACGUCACUUAGAUUCAUUUGCUGGAUAUGAGUAUACCCUAGGUGCAAAACGUGGAGUUAUUUUACAUACAGAUAGAUAUCAAACAGAUGGCGCUCUGAAGUGGGCAGGAUCAAAAACAUUAGACUCCUUAAGUCAGCGUGAUAGACUGAGAGCAGAAUUAGAAUACAUGGAAAAAUUACGUGGCAUAAAAAGACGACGUGAGGUUCUACCUCAUAGAGCACAACUAGAUUUGUUAAUGGGAGGCAAGCGAGUGGACCUGACAGAACGAUUCGAUAUUCAAAAGGAAAUACAAAAGCUGAAAUCAUUAAUUAUGCCACAGAAUGCACGUGACUUGUUCCACGGGAGAGGUUUCACGUUACCCGAGCAGCAUGCAUCAUUAAAGCCAAGGCAACAACCCACUUUAGAUUAUGAAGAUGAUGACUUAUUUAGUUCAGCACCUGCAUCUCUUCAACGUCUUCCAAAACACACAAUUGAUACAGAUAUUGGUUUCUUAAAAUCUAGAACAAACAUCGGAAACAAACGGGCUAAUGAGAGCCAAUUGCCACGAAUUAAUAAUAGAUCUUCGACUAUAGGCCUUGGUUCAUCGUCUCCAGUUUUACUGUCUAAAGAAAAGCGUACAGUUGAUCAAAUUAAAGCUAGAAUAAGCAUACCAACAGUUGUAGAUUUAAAUAAAAUCGGUCAUUUGUCGAGCAAGAGAACACUAUCGUGCAUGACACCAGCUUACCUCCGACGGUCAAGGACAAAUAUUCAUCAGAAAGAUAAAUACUACACAGGGUUUCCAGAUAGUAAUGCACAAAAAGGACUGAAGGUAACUCCAAAGAGUGAAAAUGUAAAACGAGUAGACAUUCCCUCGGCAAGCCAAACGCCGCGAGUACCACACGAUGUUGCGGAGGAGACACCAGGACCUUUAGAACCAAUGAAGGAUCCAUACCCUUCGGAAAUAGAUCUCAAAGCUGAUGUUGCUGAUGACGAGAUUGAAGCAUUAGAAACAGCCAGAGACCGACCAGCAUCUUUACUUAAUAAACCUGAAACACCAUUUAAACCUGCUACCCCUAAUCCACUAAAGGGAUCAGAACUCUCACGAAAACUUCCAGAGGACGAACAAAAACAAUUAAAAGAAACAUUUAAAAAACUGGAUACAGAUUCAGACGGGCAUCUUAUGUAUAACCAAGUACAAACUCAGUUACCAAGAUUAUCAAGUCCGCAGGAAAGAUUUCUCAAACAGGUGUAUGAUAUAACAAGUUCUAGUACAUUCUUUGGUAUAGAAGAGUUUAUGACUAUGUCAGCUCUCACAAAGGUGGUUAAUGAUCAACAGGAUGCUGCAAAGGAGGCAUUCACUAGUCUUGAUUUUUCCGAGCUUCAUCAUAAUAUAGUUAGCUUUAUAGAUUUAUUCCAAACAGUAGAUAGACAUCAGAGCGGCAUAAUAUCAAUAGAUUCUCUACAGGAAGUACUGUGUGCAGCCAUAGAAACAGACCUUCGAUCUGACACAGAGUUAUGGAAUACUAUAAUAGAUGUUGUUGAUCCGGCUGAUGGUGUUCAGAUAUCUAAAGUAGAGUACCUUGCUCACUUACCAUACUUUUUAUCAUUACGGAAAACAGAAAAACUCCCAAGGCCAACUCGAAUGUGACCCUAGGAAAAUUCAAGAACUUACAAUUCACAACUCAGACAUGGAGUUUUGAAAUAUCAAACCUCUUUCAACUGUGAUAUAAACAGUUUCUACAACUGUCUUUCAUUUAAUAUAUAUCUGUGAUGUAUUGAUUUUUCAAUCAUUCCCAUGCAUUUAUUAUAUCAAUGUCAAAAUCAAACUAUUGUCGUAGCAUACGUUUUGUAUGAUCAGUAUUCUGUUCAUAAUAAGCGAUCCAUCUUUACCUAAGGAUCUUAAGGACUACAUUAACAGAGGUAUGUCCAGUAAACAGGAAUGAUAAGGAAUAUUGUGAUAGCCAGUUAAUUUAAAUUGACAUGGUCCAAAAUUGAUAAUAAUUUAGACAUGCAAAUAAAUUCAAUGAAAAUUUUGAAAGAAAAAUAGUGAUUAUCUUAUGUGAUUGAUUGUUACAAUUUUGUUUAUCUGAAUCUUUUUUAUAUUAAGGAUGUUCGCUUGUCAUGUUUUGAAAUUUUUGUCAGAUUUUCGGAAUCUUCUGGUUUUAUCCAUGUGAAUGCCUUAAAAAAUUUUGCCCAUUGACCCCCAUUUUUUCUUUUUAUAAAUCUUUUACAUGUAUAAUUUUAAACCAUCUGUAAAAGUCUUAUAAAAUCUUUGUUAUUUUUUAACAGUUUUUGAGAACUUGAACUUUUCAAUGAUAAGGCUAUGAAAAAUCAAGAGAGAACAUUUUCCCGCCAAAAUUUCAAUGGCUAAUAUUUCGAAAACAAGCACAUUGACCUAUAUUUUUUUGUUGCUCUUUUGGUUCCUUUAAUAAUCCCCUAUCAAUUUAUACUAGUGUUAUGAAAAGCUUUUUAUUUUGAAACUGAGUAGCAAACCUCCUUUAAUCAAAAUGAUUACUUUUAGUAGGACAGAAAUGUACCGACUGCAAAUUGUAUGUGUACAUUUGAAUAAAAUGAAGUAUGUGUGUGUGUGUGUGCUAAAGAUCAAUGACAUAACACCUCACAAUUAAUACAUAAGAAAGGUAGACGUGAAAUGUGUUGUGUUCUGAAAUGCACAAGUGUCCAAACUUAAAGCUACCCUACCUUACUGUUUUACUGUUGUUUUCCGACUAAACACCAUUCUUGAUACCACUAUUUCAAAACCGUAUGUUUCCGUUAAGGUUGUUGACUCGAAAUUUUACUCUCAAUUACUAUUAACAGAAAAAAAAAAGUUUUAAAUCCUUAAUUAACGCUUGUGAGUUGUUCUUGCAUUUUAAAGAAAUAUCGAUAUAUUAGUGAAUUCGUUAAGAUUAACUUAUCGUAUCUAUUUUGAAGCGAAAUACAUAAAUUAGAUGACUAAUAACACGACUUAGUAUAUUUUUAUGUUUUCUUGAGUAAAUCCCUUCAAUUAGUUAGCAGUUUGAGUAAUGCCAGAUAAAACGUAUAGAGUAAUGUGGCAUGUGAGAUGCUCUAAAUAUGAAUAUGUUACACUUUUAAUAAUUGUAUCAAAUUGAUUAAGGUAUGAGAACAUGUGUUUCAUAAUCAUAUCAAGUUAUAGUAUGUUAACAUGUACUUGCAUAAUCAUGUCUUUCAUCAGUUUUGGAUUAUGGGUACUUAAUCAUGACACAAUUGAAGUCGAUAUAGAAAUACGAAAAUAUACCUAUCCUUUGUUGUUUUUCUCUUCGUUUUUGUACAUCUAUACAGGAAUGAGAAUGAUUCAUCUAUGUUUUAUAGAAUGCUGUCAUCAAUUUUAUGAUGACUUUUGUUAUAAUUAGACGUACUCGAAAAAUUCGUACAAUAAAGUUUUGAAACUAA